Molecule: messenger RNA, 1254 nt
Organism: Exaiptasia diaphana
Lineage: Eukaryota; Metazoa; Cnidaria; Anthozoa; Actiniaria; Aiptasiidae
Product: melanocyte-stimulating hormone receptor-like
Exons: 1
Coding region: 113-1039 (308 amino acids)
Biological process (GO): G protein-coupled receptor signaling pathway
Cellular component (GO): membrane
Molecular function (GO): G protein-coupled receptor activity
Source: RefSeq, a predicted model, not a curated record
GAAGUAUUGUGGUGUUCGCAUCAUAUGCAAAUAAGAAUUUUCAAUUGUCAGCACAUUUUUACUGCGGAAAGAAGGAUCAUCGAGGGAAAUGUGAGCUUUUACGAGUUUCAACAUGAAUCAAACCAAAGAAGGAACAGUCUGUCUUCACAUCACAUUAGUCAUACRAGAAGACACCAGMGAACGAAUUGUAUUGUUUACCAUGCUUAUUCUGAACUGUUUAACUGCAGUUUUAACCAUAUUUCAAAAUUCAAUCAUCAUUUGGACUGUCUUGAAGAAUUCAAACCUUCAUCGACCAUCGUUCGUUCUACUCGUUUGUCUUGCAUUUACCGACUUUGCAACGGCYUUGAYAUCUCAAACAGCUUUUGUUGUCUACAGUUUGGCAAAGUAUCAUCGUAAUUGGGAACAAUACUGCAAURCAGUCUACGUUAUAAUCUGUUCUUCAGUGAUCYUAUCUGGAGUUUCCCUGGGWACACUAUCACUUGUCAGCAUCGACAGAUAUUUUGCUCUACAYUUCCAUCUUCGAUACAACGAGUUGGUCACCAAUCAACGUGUUCUGAUUCUAUUUGCCUUGCUCUGGGUAGCUAUGUCAAUGACYCUUGUACCAAGAUUCCUKGGAGAAGUGARUACUUUUACAGUCAUUUUGACAAUUGGCUGUACCSUUUYGAUCUUGACCAUCUUUUUUUGCUACUGGAAAAUCUUCAAAAUAACACAAMGACAYCAUCGCGAGAUCGAUAGCAUAGAAAACGCGACGAGACCCAACCAAGUCCGCCCUGAGAAUAUUUUGAAGAUCAGAAAGUCUUCCGUCACUUUCUUGAUGAUAACUCUAGUUUUGAUAGUAUUUAUGACUCCAUAUGUCGUAUUCACAUUAUGUUUUGUUAUAAUUGGAUACCAAGGUUUUGUUGUUCUAUUGGGUGAUAUUUCUAUUGCUAUUUUGUUAGCUAAUUCAGCAGUCAAUCCAGCCAUUUACGUAUGGCGUCUUACCGAGCUACGAAAUGCUGUUCUGCGUGAACUGUCAUCUUGUUUUAAACGUAAAAGCUAAAUCAAGAGACCUAGGGGGACUACCCUCUUGCUAGAACAACUUUGCUUCCUAGUAGGGACAACUGAAUGUCCCUACAGCUGUCUUCUUUUUACCUCUGCAAUGAASGGUCUGGUUAUCGUCUCAGUCACACUGAAAUGUGGGAUGAUUUUUGGGCCAAAUUGACCGAGUAGCUCUGGUUCCGAGUCUCUACUUCGUACCGCUGAGCAUGUGCAACU